AUGGAACAGCAAGCCAGUAACCCGAGAGCUGCUCCAGAGAAACCCGAGGCGGGGAUAAAGUUCAAGGAUGCUGUCGGCAGAAAGUUCACAUUCCCAUUCACCAUGGCUAAAACCUGGAAGGGUGUAGAGGAGCUCAUCAGACAAGCCUUCAUCCACGUUGAUGUAAUUGGCCCUCACGUAAAUGAGGGGCACUACGACCUAAUUGCUCCGAAUGGAGAGAUCAUCCUUCCUCAAGUGUGGGAAACCAUCAUACAACCC
Messenger RNA from Hyaloscypha bicolor E, 258 nucleotides. RefSeq lists its product as uncharacterized. The transcript is spliced from 2 exons. The annotation marks the transcript as partial. The record is from RefSeq and is a predicted model, not a curated record. NCBI's taxonomy places the organism in Eukaryota, Fungi, Ascomycota, Leotiomycetes, Helotiales, Hyaloscyphaceae.